UGCAAUCGAAUAUUGAAGAUUUUGCGGCUAAAAUUGUUUCCCUCAUUUUCUGCGUUUUUCUGUCCUGUAUUCAUUUUAAGCGUAAUGUUUAUGGUUGUUUUUACUAAAUAAUCCAUCAUAGAUUACCUUUCCUCUAAGACGGCUUUCGAAAAAGUGAAGAUCUAAACGUAAAACAUCUUUAAAGGUUGCUCCAAACCUCUUUUUUGCGGGUUGUUUAAUUUAAUUCAAAAUGUCCACACGGCCGCGACGAGCAGCAGCUAGUAAACAAAAACUGGUGGUGGUUGAGCUUUCCGACUCGGAGGCAGAUGUUGAGUCCCAGGAGGCGGAUGAGUACAGGCCUCGAGACGCGAAUAACCGCAGGAUAGAUCGCGCUGCAGAUGGCUUGGCCGCCGGCUUAAGUCGCAAGCGUUGGCCCUCCUCGAAGAAUGCUGCUGCCGAAGGACCGGCUCCCAAGAAGAAGCGCUCCAAAAAAGGGAAAGAGGACGAGAACGCCUGUCCCAACGAGUCCAAUCCAGAGCCGCAAAACGAGGCACCUCCGCCUGCGAUAACACAACCAGAUGUAGCCGCUGUCAGGCCUUCGACUACAGGACGCAGUUCGUUCUGGGAGCGCCGCAAGGUGUGGAACAUCCACGAACUGCUGGCCGAGACGGAAAAUAUCCAGCCGCAGGCAGCCAGGAACAUUGUGCAGCUGUUUGAGAACGAAAACACCAUUCCCUUCAUAUGCCGCUACCGACGAGACCUAGUAGACCACAUAGCACCCGAUCGCCUGCGAGACAUUCGGAACACCUACACAGAUAUCGUGGAUCUGAGGAAGAAGGCCGAGAACAUAGUCAGUCAGUUGGAGCGCGAAAACGUGCUCAAUGCAGACAUUCGGGACGAGCUGAUGUGCGCGAAGACCAACGAGGAACUGGAGUUUCUUUACGCCCCCUACAAGCCGGCCAGCAAGGGCACCUUGGCGGAGCGGGCCAAAGCCCUGGGCCUGGAGGAGUACGCCGACUGCCUGCUCUACGGCUCAGCCCCCAAAGUAGAAAUCGGAUCGAUUGUGGCCCCGGCAAACGAGGGCUUGGCCACGGAAGCCCUAGUAAUCAGUGGAAUCUGCAACAUUAUAAUACACAAAAUCAGCAAAAACACCAAUGUUUUGGAGGAGAUCCGGAGAUUACAAAAUGUCCAUCGCGUGUUUCUCAAGUGCAGCAAGACCAAGGAGUCGGCGUCGUCCUCCAAAUCAGGUUCCAGCAAAGCAAGCAGCGGCAAGGGAGCCAGCGGCAUUGUGGACAAAAAGCUGGACAGCUCAAAGUUUGAGAACUACUUCAACUUUCAGGGUGACAUCAAGACCAUUAAGCCGUAUCAGAUGCUGGCUAUCAAUCGUGGCGAAAAGCACAAGUUCCUCUCGGUUAAAGUGGAGACCAGCGACUAUCUUAAGCGGGAUCUGAUGCGCUUCAUAACGGAUCAGUACAUGACGGAGGGUCUGCAGUAUCCGCUCCGGAGGGAGAUCUUCACGAAAUCCCUGGAAGAGUGCUAUUCAAAGAAGUUGCAACCUUUGAUGUGCCGGCAGAUCAGAGCUGAUCUCAAGGAGAAGGCCCAGAAGGCAGCCAUCGAUGUGUUCGCCAAGAACCUGAAGCAGCUGCUGCUGAUGUCCCCCUUGAAGGGCGAACGCAUCCUGGGCAUCGAUCCGGGUUAUACCAAUGGCUGCAAGCUGGCCGUGAUAUCCGAAACAGCGGAUGUGUUGGACACGGGCGUUAUCUAUCCACACGGUGCCAGGGCCAAUAGGCGGGCCGCCGAGCAAAAGCUGGUUAAAUUUCUCUCCGAGCACAACUGCCAAAUCAUUGCCUUGGGCAAUGGAACUGCCUGCCGCGAGACUGAGCACUGGCUGACAGACAUGUUCCACUCCGGAGUUCUGGACAGCCGCAGCAUCCGCUACAGCAUAGUCAACGAGAACGGCGCUUCUGUUUACUCCUGCAGCGAUGUGGCCACCAAGGAAUUCCCUAAUAUGGAUACCAACGAACGGAGUGCAGUUUCCAUAGCACGGCGCCUGAACGAUCCGCUGAGUGAGUAUGUGAAAAUAGAACCGCGUCACCUGGGCGUGGGCAUGUAUCAACACGAUGUGUCUGAGAAGACCCUGACGGAAUCGCUGAAGGACGUUGUCUCCGAGUGUGUGAGCUAUGUGGGCGUGGACCUCAACACCGCCAGUCUCAGUGUGCUCAAGCAUAUUGCUGGACUGUCGGAGAAGAAGGCGGAGAAGAUCAUAGAGUAUCGGUCGCAGAAGGGGUCGUUCAAGACUCGCAAGGAUCUUCUAUCAGUGCGAACUAUAGGCGAAAAGUCAUUCGUCCAGUGCGCAGGCUUUGUGCGUAUCGAGCCGCUGAGCGUUGGUGGGCGUCUGCAGAAUCCCCUGGACUGCACCUGGGUUCAUCCCGAAAGCUACAAAGUGGCGGACAGUAUUGUGGCGGAAUGCGACAUGAAGCUGACGGACAUAGGCAAGGCCAGCUUUAUAAAACGUAUCAAGGAGUUUGCCGCCUCGCAGGCCAACCUCGACCGUAUGGCUGUGAAGCACAAGUUGCCCAAGGAAAGGUUGGAAUUCGUGCUGAUUGCUCUGCAGCGCGAAUUGCUGCAAGAUUAUCGUGCCGAUCUGGACAAGCGGCCGCUCUUCAAGCAGGGCCUCACACGGCUGGAUGAGCUCAGUAUGGGCGAUGUGGUGACCGGAGCGGUGACUAACGUAACCCAGUUCGGCGCCUUCGUGGACGUCGGCGUGGAGCGCGAUGGGCUGAUACACAAGAGCCACAUGAGCAACAGUGAGCUAAGCAUCGGCGAUCGCAUUGUGGCAUCGGUGGUAAAGGUGGAUUUGCAGCGACGUCAGUUGGGUCUGCGGCUGGAGAACAUGCUGGAGGAGACGGACACGUCGUUCACCUUUAAGGCGGAGCAGUAAAAACAAACGACUGGGUCUUUAUGCUUUUGGAAGUAUUUAAUGAGUCAUAUCGUAAUUGUUGGGUUGCUCACAGGAGCAUUCAUAUAUAUAUAUGUAUAUGUGUAUAUGCAUACAUAGUAUAACGGCUCUCCUAACUGUACUCAAAGCUUAUUGUUAGUAAUAAAUGUUCACAUAAAAA
Drosophila kikkawai is the source of this 3098-nucleotide messenger RNA. RefSeq lists its product as uncharacterized. The record is from RefSeq and is a predicted model, not a curated record. Gene Ontology annotation, molecular function: mRNA binding; structural constituent of ribosome. Gene Ontology annotation, biological process: nucleobase-containing compound metabolic process; translation. NCBI's taxonomy places the organism in Eukaryota, Metazoa, Arthropoda, Insecta, Diptera, Drosophilidae.